AUGAGCAAAAUACAGGUGGCACAUGGCAGCCGACUAGCAAACCUCAUCGAUUAUAAACUGAGGGUUCUCACUCAAGAUGGCCGGGUUUACAUUGGGCAACUGAUGGCAUUCGAUAAACAUAUGAAUUUAGUGUUGAAUGAGUGCAUAGAAGAAAGGGUACCCAAAACUCAAUUAGAUAAAUUAAGACCGAGAAAAGAUUCCAAAGAUGGAACGACCUUGAAUAUCAAGGUAGAAAAAAGAGUAUUGGGCCUGACCAUACUAAGAGGAGAACAGAUUCUAUCUACUGUGGUAGAGGACAAGCCGCUACUCUCUAAGAAGGAAAGACUGGUGAGAGAUAAAAAGGAAAAGAAACAAGCGCAAAAGCAGACGAAGCAAAGAAAAGAGAAAGAAAAGAAGCCAGGAAAGAUAGCUAAACCGAAUACAGCCAAUGUCAAGCAUACUAAUAACAGUGCUAGAGAAAUCGCACAACCAUCGUCGAGCAGGUACAAUGGUGGCAACGAUAGUAACAGCGCAAAUAGGUCAAGGUUUAAUAAUGAAGCACCUCCUCAAACAAGGAAGUUUCAGCCUCCACCAGGUUUCAAAAGAAGAUAA
Messenger RNA from Saccharomyces paradoxus, 591 nucleotides. RefSeq names its product mRNA splicing protein SMB1 (gene SMB1). Gene Ontology annotation, biological process: mRNA splicing, via spliceosome. The record is from RefSeq and is a predicted model, not a curated record. Gene Ontology annotation, cellular component: U4/U6 x U5 tri-snRNP complex; U2-type prespliceosome; U5 snRNP. Gene Ontology annotation, molecular function: RNA binding. NCBI's taxonomy places the organism in Eukaryota, Fungi, Ascomycota, Saccharomycetes, Saccharomycetales, Saccharomycetaceae. The coding region runs from base 1 to 591 and encodes 196 amino acids. The transcript has a single exon.